Messenger RNA from Lethenteron reissneri (Far Eastern brook lamprey), 7764 nucleotides. RefSeq names its product ADAMTS-like protein 1. NCBI's taxonomy places the organism in Eukaryota, Metazoa, Chordata, Hyperoartia, Petromyzontiformes, Petromyzontidae. Gene Ontology annotation, cellular component: extracellular matrix. The record is from RefSeq and is a predicted model, not a curated record. Gene Ontology annotation, biological process: extracellular matrix organization.
UGCGCAAAAGAGCCACAACCGCUAAACCAUUUUUGAGUGCGCAGGAAACGACACCGCGCACUGCCCCGUUGCACUCCCUCAACCACGCGCAGCUUGCAGCAGCAGCAGCAGCAUCCCAGCGGGGAGGAUCUCUUCUCUCUUGCUGGUGCUGCUCUCACCCGGGGCAGGGCUUGCAGGGAGACACAAUACAUAGAGGCGGGUAUUGUCUCCUCCUCUAUCAAGGGGGACAACCCAGCCCUUACUUGAUACCUGCCUGAUUUACAGAAGAGACGUCUCCCAGUCGUGUACCAUAUGACACCAGUCCUGGGCCGGGUUACCAGUCCGCGCAGGACACGCUGAACACCACGAGGAGGAGGAGGAGGAAUUAAUUGUGUAAAGGGUGUGGAAUGGACAGGUGGCUCUUGUGUGCUUAUGCGAACCUCCUCUAGCCAUGGAUGGGCUGAUACCGCUGCUUUGCUUGUUCACCUUUGCAACGCCACAGGUGCGUGGAGAGCAGGGCAGGAGCGCCGUGUUCCUGCCAGAGUUCUCCCUGAGCCGUAAGGAGCCCCUGGUGGAUGAGAGUGUCGGGGAACCGCUCCUCACCUACAGGAACGAGGGGGAGCAGAUCCACCCCACGUCGUCAGAAGAGCGCAAUUCUGCUUGGGAUGCGUGGGGAGCGUGGAGCGAGUGCUCCCGCACCUGUGGUGGAGGAGCCUCGUAUUCUCUGCGGCGCUGCCUCGAUAAAGGAAAUUGCGAAGGACGGAAUAUAAGAUACAAGUCGUGCAGCAACAACGAUUGCCCCGCGGAAUCCGGGGACUUCCGUGCCCAGCAGUGCUCGGCUCACAACGACGUGCGCUACCAGGGCCGCUCCCACGAGUGGGUGGCCGCCGGCGGCGACCCCGGGCGGCCAUGCGCCCUGACGUGUGCCGCGCGGGGCUCGCCCCUGCUGGUCGUGGAGCUGGCGCCCAAGGUGCUCGACGGCACCCGGUGCCGCCCCGGCUCGCUCGACAUGUGCAUCAGCGGGGUGUGCCAGCACGUGGGGUGUGACCACCAGCUGGGCAGCCAAGCCAAGGAUGACAAUUGCGGAGUCUGCGGCGGCAAUGGCACCACGUGCCGCCUCGUGAGAGGACAGACGAGGCCUCAGCUGUCUUCUUCUGACAAACCGGAGGAAACGAUCAUCACCAUGCCAUAUGGAAGCCGACACGUAAAAAUCAUCAACAAAGGCCCCAAUCACCUCUUUGUAGAGAGCAAGACGCUGCAGGGGGUGCGGAACACGCACUGGCUGGAUUGGUCCGGGACGGCGUUGCUCGCAAACUCCACCGCCGAGUUCUCGCUGCUGCAUGACAAGGAGGUCCUCAAGAUGAGCGGGCCACUCACCGCGGACUUCACGAUCAAAAGCAGAUUUGUGGGGCCUGGAGAGAGCUUGGUCCAGUUCUUCUUCUAUCAGCCCCUCAGCCAUCAGUGGCGUGAGACGGACUUCUUCCCAUGCUCCGUAACCUGUGGUGGAGGCUACCAGCUGACCUCGGCCGAGUGUGUGGACGUGCGCUUGGGCCGCGUGGUGGCUGACCAGUACUGCCACUACUACCCGGAGAACAAGAAACCCAAGCCCAUUCUGCGGGAGUGCAACAUGGAGCCCUGCCCAGCCAGUGAUGGUUACAAACAGAUAAUGUCCUACGACCACUUUCAACCAAUCCCACGCUGGGAUGGAGGUCCGUGGACCACCUGCUCGAGCUCGUGCGGCGGAGGGCUUCAGAGCCGCUCGGUGGCGUGCGUGGAGGAAGACCUCCACGGCAUCCUGCACCCUGCCGAGGACUGGAAGUGCAUGUACACGCUGAGGCCUGUCGCGUCCCAGCCGUGCAACCUCUUCGACUGCCCGCGGUGGCUCGCCCAGGAGUGGUCUUCGUGCACUGUGACGUGCGGACGCGGCCUCCGCUACCGAGUGGUUCUGUGCAUGGACUACCGGGGCCACCAUGCCGGCGGCUGCAACCCCAAGAUCAAGCCUCACAUCAAGGAGGAGUGCAUCGUUCCUGUCCCAUGCUACAAGAUAAAAGAAAAACUUCCAGUGGAAGCUAAGCUGCCGUGGCUUAAGCAAGCACAGGGCCUCCAGGAGGAAGCGGAGGCGGAGGUCUCGGAAGAACCAAUGUUCAUCGCUGGUCCUUGGUCGCCUUGCAGCGCCACGUGCGGCGUGGGCGUGCGGACGCGCGCCGUCCCUUGCCGCGUCUUCCUCUCGUUCUCGCGGACCGUCGCCGAUCUGCCUGACGAGGAGUGCGGCGAGGGGCCCCGACCCAGCGCCACCAGGGCAUGCCGCGCCGCUUCGUGCUCCGCCGACUUCACUGCCGCGGGCUGGCGAGAGGAGGGGGAGGAUGGAGAGUCCGAGGAAGAAGGGGAGGGAGAGCGAUACGGAGAGGAGGAGGAGGAGGGGGAGAGCGAGAGGGGCGACGAUGGGGAGAGGGAUGUGACCCCGCAUGCCAUCGAGCCGGUUUUCGAGUGGGAAUAUCAGGGCUUCACGGACUGUUCAGAGUCUUGCGGUGGAGGCACCCAGGAGGCCAGGGCUGUGUGCCUGAGCAAGGAGGGUGGCGAGCCAGCCGACCAUGGUCUGUGCAACGCCUCUCAUCGUCCCCCAAGGCUCCUGAAAAGCUGCAACGUGGACCCCUGCCCUCCCAGGUGGGAGGAGGGCGAGUGGAGCCCGUGCCCCGUGAGCUGCGGCCAGGGCCUGCACACCCGGGAGGUGGUCUGCGCACGCCGUGUCGCCUCCUCGCCCGCCGGGAGGUCCCGCGAGCGGCCGCCGCCGCUGCCCGAUCGCGAGUGCGCCCUGCCCAAGCCGCCUGCCACGCGCCCGUGCGCCCGGCUGGACUGCCCGCCUACCUGGCACGCGCAACCUUGGCAGCAGUGCUCCCGGACAUGUGGCCGGGGCUCGCAGACGCGGGCGGUCCUGUGCCAGCAGCGGCGAGCCGACGGGACCUUGCUGGCCCUGCCAAAACCGCUCUGCCGAGAAUCCCCCCCUCCGGCACACCGGCAGCCGUGCGCUCAGAUCGACUGUGCCCCGCGGUGGGCCACUCGACCCUGGCAACAGUGCUCGAGAAGCUGCGAAGUGGGGACCCAGUGGCGUGCUGUCUCGUGUCAGACGCUGUCAGGCGCCGGGGAGACGCUGACUGUUGAUCCGGCUGUCUGUCAAUCGCUUCCCAAACCCCUCUCCACCAAGGUUUGCAGUCUUCGCCCUUGCACACAUGGAAAAGGCAAGCAGAGCAACAGGAAGUCCACCAGGAAGGAGCCGCAGAUUGCGGCGAUGCACAAAGUGUACAUCCAGUCGCGCUGGGAUCGCCGGCUGCACUUUGACGUUGGCGGCCGUGCCUACUUGCACCCCAAGACGACGGUGGUCGUCCGCUGCCCCGUGCGCCACUUUGACAAGGCCCUCAUCCGCUGGGAGCACGACGGGCUGCCCCUCGCCAACUCUUCGCGGAUCGUCCUCGGACGCUCCGGUGCCUUGAAAGUGCGCCACCUGGAGCCCAGCGACAUCGGCGUUUACACGUGCGUGGCGGGCUCGGCCCGAGAAAACUUCGCCGUCAAGUUGAUCGGCGUCAUCGGCAGCGGCGACGUUGGGUCGAGCCAGGGCUCGCGAGUGGCCAAGCAGAAGAGCGAGCCGGAGGAGUUGAAACACAACGAGGCCGCGAGCUCCGCCAGCAAGGAGAUGGACGUGCAGAAGCUGCGCAAGCAAAUCAAAGCGAACAAGUACGAGUUUUACAGGGACGAUGGGAGUUUGUAUGACCGGAUUGUUCUCCGAGUCCUGGAAAAAAAGCUGGAGGCUAAAACGAAGCCGGCAUCCGCUGAAUCUUCCGACUCGGCAGAAAGAGAUUACUCGUACGACGACAUCAUUAACUUGGAUGCUUCCAAUCCAGUGGCGUACAUUACCGAGGAAGACAAACUGGAGGGCCUUAUCAGAAACAUCACCCUCCGCCUCCGAGGACAGCAUCAAAUCGGUGCCUCCGCUCAACCAGCGAAGGAUCUGAUUACCAAGAGCCCGACGCAGACUGUGAGCCCGAGAGCCGCCGGAGUGUUUGAGCAGGGCAAAUGGGAGGGGAAUCCUGACGUUGCAUCCACAGCGGUGCCCACGAAAAUCCCUCGCAGUCUCUCCGCAGAACCGGAGCCAACCACUGAAGAGCCUGGCGAUGUUACGCACGCAGCUCAAGUGAACGAUGGUUAUCGAGCGUCCCCCAGGUUUACGAGUGCCCCCUACGAGGUUCCGGCUAUCGAGAGAGAGGAUCUACCAUUAAGUCUCCUGUCUCACAAAGAGAUCAGGGUGCAAGUGGGCCACCCGUUGCUCCUAAGCCAUCGGCCCGAGGCCCUGACAUUAAGCUGUAAUGCACACGGAGUCCCUUCUCCUGUUAUCACUUGGCUACAAGACGACACGCCUGUGGCUUUCGGCAACAGGGUUUCGGAGCAGACGGAUGGCUGCCUGCGCAUUGAACUGCCCGUCGAGUCUGACAGUGGACUCUACACCUGCCUGGCUACCAACCGGGCCGGCACGGACACCCUGUCCUCCCUCGUUACCAUCACUGCAGACUCUCUGAUUAAAACUACGAGGGAGGUCAUCACCGAUCUGAGUUCGAGGUUCGUUGAGGUCAACGUUGGAGGCAUGGUCCGGGUCCGGGCUGGCACAAACGUCACUCUGGGCUGCCAUAUGGACAAUGUCCAGUCGGGGCGGGUCAGAACGUUACAACAACAAAGAAUACAAAAACACGAUCGGAGUGAAAAGUACAAGAAAGGGCCAUCCACAGUCGAUACUGCAUGGACGAGAGGUGGGGGAGACUUGGAGAGAUCAUUGCCUUCGCUCGCCAAUGGUUCGCUGAUUCUUGUGAACGUCACCGCAAAGGAUGAAGGCGUGUACACGUGCACGACCAGCAGUCCCUUUGGCUCCGUCUUGGAAAGCACGACCCUCAUCGUUCUCGAGCCUCCACGAUUUCACCGCCACUCCGUGGAGGUGGCCGCCCUGCUUUCUGGGACAGCGGAACAUGAGCACGCCGGGAUGGUGUCACUCAGAGGAGACACCAGCCUCAAUGUGCCCACUGGACACGACCUCAUUGUUGGCUGCCCGGUUGCAGGCAACACCAAGCCCAAUAUGACGUGGUACCUGGGCAGCCAGCCUGUGCAGAGCUUGCCUGGGUUGUCGUACCAGCUCCUGGCUGGGGAGCAGGUUCUGCGCUUACGCGGUGUUGUUGGGCCCUGGGAUGGCCCCGUGCGCUGUGUGGCCCAGAACGAGGCUGGCACCUUGACCGCCACGCUGCACAUCGCUGUUGGUGAAUCGAGCUGGACGCCGGGGGAGCCGUCCCCUUGUUCGGCAAGCUGUGGAAACACUGGCGCGCAGUCCUGGCGUCUGCGCUGCGUCCGAGACGACCUGGAGGAAGUGGACGCCUCUCUCUGCCAAGGCCUCCCGAAGCCGUCAUUAGCUGCACCGCAGCAGUGCAACCGGAGAGACUGCCCACCAAGCUGGAGCGUCGAGGAAUGGGGCACUUGCUCACGCUCGUGCGGAGGAGGGAUGCGCCUGCGUCGCGCCACCUGCCAGAUGCUGUCCUCGGACGGAGAGGUGACCCCGCUGCCCGUGGAACUGUGCGAACACGACGCCGGCCUGCGACCCACCGAGGAGGAGGCGUGCGCCACGCACGACUGCCCUCACUGGGUGGCGCUCGACUGGGGGCAGUGCACCGGGCGUUGCGUGGGAUGGAUGACAGGGACCAAACAUCGACGGGUCUCUUGCCGCACUACGAACGGGACCCUCGUGCCUGACAGUGCCUGUGACAAAUCCUCCAGGCCGGCACUGAGCCAGAAUUGCAGUGCGGAGGCGUGCGCGGGCGAGUGGCUCCCGGGCCGCUGGAGCGAGUGCACGGCCACGUGCGGCAGCCACGGCUUCCAGUCGCGCCGCCUGGAGUGCGCCAGAGCCACGGCCGAUGCCCCUGGCGGCGGCGGCGGUGGCGGUGGCGGCGGCGGCGGCGGCGAGCAUUCUUGCGCUUGGCAGCCCAAGCCCAUCACUUGGCAGCGCUGCAACAUCAUCCCUUGCGAGAAAGGUGAAUGUAAAGACACAACCAGGUACUGUCACCUGGUGAAACGGCUGAAACUUUGCCAGCUGAUGAUGUACAAGCUGCGCUGCUGUGAGUCCUGCAAAGAUUUGUGAAGAGAAAAGACAAAAAACACGGAGAAGGGAAAAAAAGUCUCUGCCUGUAAAUGGGUUGAAACGCAGGGGAGGAAAAAAGAAUUGCGGUCAUAUGACGAUAAAACAUGAAAGGACACAUGUGGAUUCUUUACGAAGAGGAAUGGCACCUUUGGCAAUUCUUAUUAUUCCAAACAGACGUCUGUGUGGAGAGAAUCGAAUUGUUUUUAAAAUGAACAAAAUAAAAAGCAAACGUGGAUGGUAACGCCUACCGUAGGUUUUCUCAAUGUUGUGAACCAGAUCGUGAUUGCAUUUUCGGAGACACAACUUUUUCGGGGAUGCAAGUUUUUCCCCUUCUGUACGUUAUUCACCGCGGCAACAGGACGAAGCAACAUUUUUUUUCUUGGAUACAAUCAAGACGGUUGCUGAUAUCAGAAUCAUUGCUGUAAAUAGCUGAAGCUUAUAUUUCAAGAACAUUUAAUUUUAAUCCAGGAAAUGUGAUAGGAAAAAAAAAUCGUUCACGGACCCUCAUGCCAUGAAAUAAAAAUGAAAGAGAAGAUUAGAAAAAUCAAUUUUUAUAUUUUUGUCAACACGCCGUUUUAAACUAACAUGACAUUUCUUCUCAAAGUGUUUUUUUCCACGUGUAUUUUAAAGAUGGAUAUUUCUCGUGAAAUGAACUAAAUUAUGUGUUUUUUUGUAUCACCUGAUAUUCCUAAAAAAAUUGACAAGUUAGGAGCAAUUACUAACAACACACAAUACAGUAUUUACUGAAACUGAACUUAAAAAAGAAAUACUUUGUAUUAUGUUACACGGUUGGUAAUGUUCACAUUUAUUUUAAAGUGAAAGCAGUAUUAUGAAAAAUAAAUAUAUAAAAUAAUAUUAAAUAACAACAAAUCAAACGCUAAGACGAAAUACGGAAAGACUGCAAAAAUGUUGCAUUCAUAUCCUGCCUUUUUUUUACAUCGGCUAAUUAUGCUUUGUCCGUGAUGUUUAAUCUAUUUGUAAUUUUAAUACAAGGUAGUUUAAAGUAAACAUUUGUAAAUAAUUUAUGAACUACAUUUGUUUUUUUUUUAUUAAAGUGCAAUAAAUAUGGUUGUAUAAUAUGUUACGGUAAAUAAAUGUGUGGUUUUUAUUUGUCAUUGGGUCUUACAGCGCUUGCUACCAAAGCUAAUCUGCUUAGAGAGAGCACUUAGGGCUUACUGUGCUACACAAACACUUUUUUGUUAAAUCGUACAUUUUAAACUUGCAUAUAUUUUUAUUGUAUUGUAACAUGUUGCAUGCAUGGUCUGUCAAAAGAUGUACCCUGUCAAAUUUGAUUUUGAGAAAGAAUAAGUUACGAGAACAUGUGAAAUGAACUGUUUCUUAACAAUACGAAAUAUUUUAAUGAUAGCCUGAAUUAAUUGAAAGUUUUAUGCAACUAACAGUCAAUUGAAAUUCAUCACGUUGUUGGGUAGUUUUAUUAGAAUGAAUAAUUUAACAACUUUCCAUAUUUAUAUAUACACUACUUCCCGUUCUCUUCAAUAUGAUCCGUCCUGUGUGCAAUUGCGUUUGUGUGUUUUCAUUAUCGCAGUUAAUCACAUACUUAAUGUCUGGAAGUGUAUCAAAAUAUGUGAAAAGUACAUUAAUAAAUCUAGAGCAUUAUA